AUGAAGAACGUCACCUCUCUCGCCUUGCUGGCCAUGGCCACUUUUGCGGUAGCCGACUAUGAUGUAAAUCACCCUUCUUCUAAUGCACCGUCUAAGCGUUCCUUCGGUUCCUCUUCCUAUGGUGGUUUCCCAAACAAGGGCGGCAACCCUCCUAUGCCCGACAAGCCCUACUCUUCCAAGUGCACCACGACCACGACCACCAGCACCACCAAGACCACCACAGUUCAACGCUCAUCGUCAACUUUGUCCUGUUCCACCUCAGCCUCUUCUUCUUUUUCUACUCCGACCAAAUCUACCUCCAUGUCCACCUCCUGUUCUACUACCGCCUCUUCCUCUGUUUCUUCUUCCGCCUUUACAUCAGUCUCUACCUCCGUUUCCAGCACCGCAUCUACCACCGCAUCAACCUCUGCCUCUUCCUCCACCUCAUCUUCCGCUUAUCCGGUUUCCUCGUCCUCUUCAGCCAAAACCACGACCACUCAGCUCUCCUCUACGUCAUCGUCUUCUGCUUCUUCUUCUUCUUCUUUUUCUUCAGCCCAAACCAAGACUGUCGAAACCAAAACCAUUAACCCUUCGUCUUCAAAGUCGCAUAAGCCAAGCCAGCCGCCUCAGAGCUGGACCACCAGCACCUUGACCCUGACCUCGACCACGACCUUCCUCGAGUGCCCGACCGCGACUCCGGACUGCCCCAUCAAAAAGCCCGCCACCACCACCGUCGUCGUCGUCACCACCACCGUGUGCCCCGUCACCAGCGCCACCCCGUCGCCCCCUCCGCCGCCGCCCAAGACCACAGCGGCUCCUCCUCCACUUCCUGCGGUCUCUUCGGAGCCACCCAAGACGACCGGAGCUCCUCCUCCCCCUCCCCCUCCCCCUCCUCCGCCGCCACCUCCUGCUUCCAGCGGAUCUCCUGCUCCGCCGCCGCCGCCUCCUCCUCCUCCCAAGACCACCAUGGUACCGCAGCCGCAGCCCCCUACCACCUCGACCACAACCUCUGCGCCGCCGAUCGUCACCGCCGCCGCAAACGCUCAGCGUGCCGGUGGUGUCCUGGCCGCCGUUGCUCUGGCCGCCGCCUUGCUCUAA
This is a messenger RNA of Pyricularia oryzae 70-15, 1077 nucleotides long. RefSeq lists its product as uncharacterized. The coding region runs from base 1 to 1077 and encodes 358 amino acids. NCBI's taxonomy places the organism in Eukaryota, Fungi, Ascomycota, Sordariomycetes, Magnaporthales, Pyriculariaceae. The record is from RefSeq and is a predicted model, not a curated record. The transcript has a single exon.